AUGCAUGUUACUUUGGAAACAUGGAAGGCUGCCGACUGCUUCGUCUCUUCUGAUGAGUCCAUCAAGAGUAAUGAAGGAGAAAAAUGGAUAAAGCAUUAUAGUAGCAGUCAUAAAAUACUGCUGGUGGGUGAGGGUGCUUUCUCUUUUGGUGCUUGCUUAGGCAGAGCUUUUGGUUCUGCUGCCAAUAUGGUGGCCACUUCUCUUGAUUCAAGAGAGAUGUUAAUGCAAAAGUACUCAGGAGCAAUGGCAAACUUGAAAGAACUAGAGGAGCUUGGAUGCACAAUUAUGCAUGAAGUAAAUGUCAAUACCAUGAGCCAACAUGCUUUCCUCAAAUUGGACUCAUUCGACAGGACAGUCUUCAACUUUCCUCAUGCCGGCUUUUUCCAUGGGGAACACAGUACUCAUCAAAUUGAGCUUCACAAAAAUGUGGAAGGUUUCCUGGGGAAUGCAGAUGACAUGUUGACAGACAAUGGAGAAGUUCACAUAUCCCACAAAACUGUUCAUCCAUUCACUAUGUGGGGGAUAGAGAAGCUGACAAAUGAUAUUGGAUUAGGCUUGCUCAAUCAAGAACCAUUUUCGAAAUGGGACUAUCCAGGGUAUCAAAACAAGAGAGGACAUGGAAUUAGAUGCAAUGCCAGUUUCCCUGUUGGACAAUGUUGUACUUUCAUGUUUCAGAAGCAUUCUUGUCUUGUAGCUUCAUUAUCUGAUCUGUUGUCUGAAAAGUAA
Messenger RNA from Durio zibethinus, 726 nucleotides. The record is from RefSeq and is a predicted model, not a curated record. NCBI's taxonomy places the organism in Eukaryota, Viridiplantae, Streptophyta, Magnoliopsida, Malvales, Malvaceae.